Varanus komodoensis (Komodo dragon) is the source of this 1144-nucleotide messenger RNA. RefSeq names its product caseinolytic mitochondrial matrix peptidase proteolytic subunit (gene CLPP). Gene Ontology annotation, biological process: protein quality control for misfolded or incompletely synthesized proteins. NCBI's taxonomy places the organism in Eukaryota, Metazoa, Chordata, Lepidosauria, Squamata, Varanidae. The transcript has 7 exons. Gene Ontology annotation, molecular function: ATP-dependent peptidase activity; serine-type endopeptidase activity; ATPase binding. The coding region runs from base 73 to 840 and encodes 255 amino acids. The record is from RefSeq and is a predicted model, not a curated record. Gene Ontology annotation, cellular component: endopeptidase Clp complex.
AGCUUCUCCGCCUUCAUCAUGUGAUUCGCAUCCCUUGAAAAGCACGUGGGGAGAAGGAUCUUCCGGGUCGCAAUGCUGCAAAGGAUAGCGCACCCAUUGCGGCUGGGAUGCCAUGUGCUCUCCAUGGCUCGGAGCCUACACCAGUCUCCCAAGAGCCACAUCCCCCUCAUCCCCAUUGUAGUGGAGCAAACGGGUCGUGGUGAGCGAGCCUAUGACAUCUACUCUCGCCUUCUGAGAGAGCGCAUUGUCUGUGUAAUGGGCCCGAUCGAUGACGGUGUAGCAAGCUUAGUCAUUGCACAGCUGCUCUUCUUGCAGUCAGAAAGCAACAAGAAGCCUAUCCACAUGUACAUUAACAGCCCAGGCGGUGCAGUGACAUCGGGGCUGGCCAUUUAUGACACCAUGCAGUACAUCCUGAACCCCAUUUGCACAUGGUGUGUGGGCCAGGCUGCCAGUAUGGGCUCACUGCUGCUGGCAGCCGGCUCUCCAGGCAUGCGCCACUCUCUGCCCAACUCCCGCAUCAUGAUCCACCAGCCCUCUGGGGGGGCACGGGGCCAGGCUACAGACAUCGCCAUCCAGGCGGAGGAAAUCCUUAAGCUGAAGAAACAAAUCAACAGCCUCUAUGCCAAGCACACAAAGCAGAGCCUGGAUGUGAUUGAAACUGCCAUGGAGAGAGACCGUUACAUGAGCCCCGUAGAAGCCCAGGAAUUUGGCAUCUUGGACAAGGUGCUCGUCCAUCCUCCGCAUGAUGGAGAAGAUGAGCCAGAGCUGGUUCAGAAGGAGACUCCCCCUGUACCUGCUCCACCCUCCUCCUCUUCCUCUUCCUCCACAGCUGAGCCCUGAGGGAUCAGCAGCCCCAGUCUGGAUGCAGGUUGCAUCAGGGAUUAUUCCAGCAACAUCAGCACGUUGAUGUGGGAGUGGUGCUUCCCCCACAGUCUGGUCGGUUGGACUCCUUGGCAUUACCUUGGCCUGUUGGUGUUAGUCAACCUCUACUUCAUGAGUGCUCCCCUGGUAGCUGGCCAGCUAGGUUUCUAGGAGCUGGUCUCGUUGACUGUCACACUUCAAGAUCACACACAUAGCAAGGUGUUUCCUCCCUGCAGUUGUUUAAUAGAGUGAUGAUUUUAAAUUAAACUUUGACUUCUGUGUG